UCCACUGACAAGAAGAGAGCUCUUGAGUCAGGUAUCAGGGGUAUAUGAUCCAGUAGGCUUAGUGACUCCAGCCAAACAAAAGGGAGCAAUUCUGGUUCGCAGAGCUUUUCAAGAAGCAAAGAAUACAAGACUUCAAGUAAAUGAAACUUGGGAUGCUGCUCUCUCAGAUGACCUUAGAGAAGAUGCUAUCAAACUCUUUGAGGAAUACAUCCAACUACGCCAAAUUAAAUUCACAGGAGCCAUAACACCUCCAGAAUUUGAAGGACACCCCUGGGCGAUAACCUUUUCUGACGGAAGUGAAAACACUUAUGGUGCUGUAAUGUACUUGAGAUGGGACUCAAAACAGGGCCCAGUAAUCAGGCUUGUGGAGUCCAAAGCUAAGCUGACUCCUUUAGACCAAAAAGGAGAUGCUAUCAAGGCAGAGGUGUGCGGAGCUGUGUUCGCCUCACGUUUGCGAAAGUACUUUGAGCAGCACAGCCGAAUUCAAGUGGAGAGAUGGUUCCAUUUAGUUGAUAGCCAAACAGUACUUGGUGCUAUACAACGUGAAAGCUAUGGCUACAAAACAUUCUUCGCCAAUCGGAUCGGGGAGAUACAAGGAAUCACAAAAGCGCAAGAGUGGUGGUGGAUACCAGGCCCACAAAACAUUGCUGAUGUGAUAACUAGAGGAGCUAGCCCUCAAAAUCUCGAUGAAAGUUCAGAGUGGCAAAAUGGGCCAAGAUUCCUGAGAUUACCAGUAGAUGAAUGGCCAGUCAAGUCAGCUAAAGACUUAGCUAUCACUGCCCGAGAAAGCAUUAACGAACUUCAAAAGAAAGCGUUUGCAGCUGUAUUGACAAGGUCAAAAACAAAGCAAAAGGAGCCGACUAUGGAGUCGAAACCAAUUGAGAGCCCCAACCUAGUUCGAGCGGAACAAAAAAGACCACCAGCAGGCUUAGCUGUCCUGAACUUGUGUGACAUAAAGCGGUUCAGUGACCUGUCACGACUGGUUAAAACAAUAGCAUGGGUUUGGAGAGCUGCAAAGAAGUUUCUCGGCAAAAAACGGACUGUAAAUAAACCAAAGUGGGAGGCAGUCUUGUCAUUAGGAACCAUUUCAGUAAGAGAAAGAGAAGAUGCUCUACGAGACAUUUUUCUUGCUGAGCAAGAGGGGGUAACCUUUCCAAACACCACUAAAGAGAGGUUAGUUGUCUUUAAAGAUCCAGACUCUGGAUUGUUGAUCUGCGGUGGCAGGGUGCAGGUCUUUCAAGAUGAUCAGCUGAGUGUUCCAAUUCUUCCUUCCAAUUCAUGGAUUUCCACAUUACUAGCUCAAGAAUCUCACAAGGAGAGCCACGGAGGCUUGGCUGAGACUCUGCUUAGAAUGCGAAGGAGAGCCUGGGUAUUAAAAGGCAGAAGAAUAGCACAAAAAGUUGUGGACAGCUGGGUACAAUGUAGGAAGAACAAAGCAAAAAAGUGUCAGCAAGUAAUGGGUGAUCUUCCUUUAGAAAGAACCCAACCAGCUGCACCUUUCGAGUUCACAGCAUUGGAUCUUUUCGGACCUUACCAUGUGAAAGAUGAUGUCAAGAAGAGAGUCUUGCUGAAAGUCUGGGGUGUUGUUUUUUGUUGUAUGUCGAGCAGGGCAAUCCAUACAGAACUGGUUAACUCUCAGUCAACCGAAGGUUUCUUACUGGCCUUUCAAAGAUUUGCUGCAAUUAGAGGCUAUCCCAGAAAGAUUUUUUCAGAUCCUGGUACCAAUUUCAUUGGAGCAAGACCAGUUUUGCAAGAUCUGUACCAAUUCCUGGAGGGAAUUGACAAAUCUACCCUGGAGGAAACAGCAGUAAAACACGGAACUGAGUGGAUCUGGAAGAUUCACCCAGCUGAUUCCCCACAUAGAAAUGGAGCUGCUGAAGCUGCAGUGCGCAUUAUCAAGAGGGCACUCCAAAACUGCGGAGGGGAGUCCACCCUCACAUACAGUGAAAUGCAUACAGCCCUUCAAAUAGCAGCUAAUCUUGCUAAUGAGCGACCAAUCGAUGCCAGGGCACAAACUCAGGAAGGCUGCAUUCAAUAUGCAACGCCAAAUUCGCUAUUGCUCGGACGAGCGUCUCAAAGUGGUGACAUUAAAACUUUUGACUUUUCCAGCUAUCCCUUCAAAAGACUCCAAGCAAUGCAGUCAUUGGUGAAUAAGUUUUGGGAACGUUGGAGCCAGCUUGCAGGUCCUAAUUUAUUCAUAAGGAGCAAGUGGCACACCACGCACAGAAAUGUCGCAAUUGGAGAUAUUGUCUGGAUCGCAGAUCAGAAUGCACUCAGAGGACAAUACAAGCUUGGCAGAGUAAUCAGUGUCAAUCCAGACAGUAAAGGUGUCGUAAGAGAUGUAAAUAUAAGAACAUUCCCAAGUUACCCUGUUCUCAAAACCAUCUAAAGCAAGGGCAAAUUCUUCGGAGUCCAAAAUCGGUCGAGAGAAGAUCCCGAGUACUGUCCUUCACAGAGAUGUCAGACGGCUAGUUGUUCUACUUCCUGCAGAGGAACAAAAGAGUAAAUAAUUCAGAGAACAUCCUUUUGAAAGCUAAAAGUAAUCGAACUAAACAGUUUGCCUUCAAAGAGAUGCGAUUUCCUCUUUAUCCCAAGAAAAUCGAGUGGGAGGUGUCAAGUCAAACUAAUAUAGAAGGAGAAAAAAAAAAUCCAUCCGCCAGUCGGAGGGAGAGGCGGAAGGACAUGCAGUAGUUCGGCAUUCACGUAAGGAAAAAGGAAACUGAAACUUAACCAGAACAGAAUCUCCGCCAAAACGAAACCUCCGCCAAAGCCGAAUCUCCGCCAAAAUUGAGAAAGAAAGUGCACAACAGUUAAAAAACCAUCAUCAAGUCCCGGAGUGGCAGCCGGUUUUUCACCUUUCAACUUUCUACUUUCUACUUUCAACUUUCCAACGUUAUACUUUUUACCUGCCUUUCUGCUGCAUUUAUGAUGCAAUAAAUGGAUGAGUGGAAUCCAGUUAAAACUC
This is a messenger RNA of Danio rerio (zebrafish), 2965 nucleotides long. The record is from RefSeq and is a predicted model, not a curated record. NCBI's taxonomy places the organism in Eukaryota, Metazoa, Chordata, Actinopteri, Cypriniformes, Danionidae.